AUGGACUUAUUUCUUCAAAAAUAUAAAAAGGAUUUUAUCUUUGACAGUGAAAUUCCUAAGGACCCCUUGAAGGCCAUUCUGUUGGAGUUAGAAUGUCACUUUACAUGGAAUUUACUUAAGGAAGACAUUCUGUUUGAUGUGGAAGAUACAAUUGGGCAGCAGCUUGAAUCUGUCACCACAGAAUCCAGACUUACUCUUUAUAACCUAUUGGCCUAUGUGAAACAUCUAAAAGGCCAAAAUGAAGAUGCCCUAGAAUGCUUGGAACAAGCAGAACACAUAAUCCAGCAAGAGCACUCAGACAAAGAAGUGCGACAUCUGGUCACUUGGGGAAACUAUGCCUGGGUGUAUUAUCACAUGGACCAGCUUAAGGAAGCUCAGAAGCAUUUAGACAAGAUAGGGACCACCUGUAAGAAACUGUCCAGUCCUUCUGACUACAGGUCGGACAGGCCUGAGAUUGACUGUGAGAAAGGGUGGGCACUCUUGAAAUUUGGAGGAAAGUAUUACCACAGGGCAAAAGUGGCUUUUGAGAAGGCUCUGGAAGUGGAACCUGACAAUCCAGAAUUUAACAUCGGUUAUGCCAUCACAGUGUACCGGCUGGACGAUACUGACAGACACGGGUGUAUAAAGAGCUUUUCUCUGGGCCCGCUGAGGAAGGCUGUCUCCCUGAACCCAGGUAACACCUACAUUAAGGUUUUACUGGCACUGAAGCUUCAAGAUGUACAAGCAGAAGAUGAAGGGGAAAGGUAUAUUGAAGAAAUCCUGGACCAAAUAUCCUCCCAACCUCAUGUCCUUCGUUAUGCAGCCAAAUUCUACAGGAGAAAAAAUUCCUGGGACAAAGCUCUUGAAGUUUUGAAAAAGGCCUUGAAGGUGACACCAAUGUCUUCGUUCCUGCAUCACCAGAUGGGACUUUGCUAUCGGGCGCAAAUGAUCGACAUCAAGGAGGCCACAGGCAACAGACCUACAGGGGAGGAUAAACUGAGGAUGGACAGGCUUAUUACAAUGGCUAUCUUUCAUUUCAAAGUAGCUGUGCAAUGAGACUUCAAGUUCCCCUUUGUCUACACAGCCCUGGCGAGCAUGUAUGUCGAGGCAGGCCAGUGUAAUAAAGCUGAAGAAGUUUUCCAGAAAGUGCUUCAUCUGGAGAACAUAACUGAUGAUCACAAACAUCAGAUCCACUACUACUACGGCCGCUUUCAGGAAUUUCACUGUAAGUCAGAAAGUACUGCCAUCCACCAUUAUUUAGAGGCCUUAAAGAUCAGUGACCAAUCAUCCCUCCGUCCCAAACUGACAAGUGUUCUGAAGAAACUGGCUCUGAAGAGACUUGGUCAUGAUGCUUCAGAUGUGCAGUUAUGUGCCCUGGGGCUUGUUUACAAGCUGGAGGGAGAAGAGAGGCAAGCUGCUCAGUACUAUGAGCGGGCCCAGAGGAUAGAUCCAGAAAAUGCAGAGCCCCUUGCCGCUCUCUGUGAGCUUCGACUUUCUAUUUAAAUAUAUACUCUAGGAAAUUGCUUUUAAGCUUUUCUUACCAUUUUGGGCUCAUAUAUUUUUAUUGUUUUAAUCCAUUUUUUUUCAAGAUUUUAUUUAUUUAUUUGA
This is a messenger RNA of Zalophus californianus (California sea lion), 1587 nucleotides long. RefSeq names its product interferon-induced protein with tetratricopeptide repeats 5-like. The record is from RefSeq and is a predicted model, not a curated record. The transcript has a single exon. Gene Ontology annotation, molecular function: protein binding; RNA binding. Lineage: Eukaryota; Metazoa; Chordata; Mammalia; Carnivora; Otariidae. Gene Ontology annotation, cellular component: cytosol. Gene Ontology annotation, biological process: defense response to virus.